Molecule: messenger RNA, 366 nt
Organism: Rhopalosiphum padi (bird cherry-oat aphid)
Lineage: Eukaryota; Metazoa; Arthropoda; Insecta; Hemiptera; Aphididae
Exons: 4
Coding region: 1-366 (121 amino acids)
Molecular function (GO): sequence-specific DNA binding
Source: RefSeq, a predicted model, not a curated record
AUGUCUAGUGACAAAUGUGCAUAUUUUAACUGCACAAAUACACGUAGAAAUACAUCAAAUAUAAUAUUUCAUCCUUUUCCAUCAAACGAAGAAAGGUCCAAAAUAUGGAUAAUUAAUUCUGGAAAUAUUAAACUAGAAUCUCAAAGUCCUAAAAAGUUAAAAAAGAAGUUUGUAUGUUCAUCUCAUUUCGAAAAAAAUGCCUAUUCUAAUCCCACAGACCCAAAAUCACGACUAAACCGUAAUGCAGUACCAAACAAAUAUAUAAGUGCAUACACACAAGUUGAUGAAACAAUCAUAACGACACCAAAAAAAUCACGACAUCGUCGUCAACAAUUUACAGAUGAAAUGUUUGAAGAUUCAGAGUGA